This is a messenger RNA of Colletotrichum truncatum, 321 nucleotides long. RefSeq lists its product as uncharacterized. Lineage: Eukaryota; Fungi; Ascomycota; Sordariomycetes; Glomerellales; Glomerellaceae. The record is from RefSeq and is a predicted model, not a curated record.
AUGAAGGCCACUUUCUUUACACUGGUUUUUGGUCUCUCUAGUGCUGCACUGGCCCAGCAACAGUUCCGUUGUCGCUGUGCGGACGGAAACGACAACAACGUUCCUCGCAUCGGCGAUAUCUGUACAUCGAAGGGUGGUCAGCUUGAGCAGGGCCGAGACGAUCUCUGUAUCAAGAUACCCUCAAAGUUCACAAACGAGGACUGUGCCAAAGUACAACAAGGAUCAAGAGGGGAUUGCAUUGAUGAGCCUACUGGCGGGGGAAGUACUGUCGUCGUCACCGCAACUGCUGCCAAGCGUGCUUUGCAAACCCCAGACGUGUAG